GAUAGUUUCUCUCUUUUGCUUCAGUGGAGGUUCUGUUUUCACAGAGUUUGUGGAGAACUGUGUGCCAUUCUUAUCUAGAAGCUUUUGUUGGACUGGCAAAGAUGGAGUCUCAGGUGCGUCAGAACUUCCAUCUGGACUGUGAGGCUGCUGUCAAUCGCAUGGUGAACUUGGAGUUGUAUGCUAGCUAUGUCUACCUGUCCAUGUCUUGCUACUUUGACCGUGACGAUGUGGCCCUGAGGCAUAUGGCCCAGUUCCUGAAGGAGCAGUCGCAUGAGGAGAGGGAGCAUGCAGAGAAAUUUCUGACCUACCAAAACAAGCGAGGGGGACGCAUUGUCCUGCAGGACAUCAGGAAGCCCGAGCGGGAUGAGUGGGGGAACAGCCUGGAGGCCCUGCAAUGUGCCCUGCAGCUGGAGAAGGCUAUAAACCAGGCUCUGCUGGACCUGCAUAAGCUGGCUACAGAGAAGAAUGACCCCCAUCUUUGGGACUUCCUGAAGUCUGACUACCUGGAGGAGCAGGUGAAGACCAUCAAGCAGUUGGGAGACCACCUCACCAACCUGAAGCUCCUGGGAGUGCCCCAGAAUGGCAUGGGAGAGUACCUGUUUGACAAGCACACCCUGGGGGAGUACAGCUGAACUACUUACGACCAGGGAUUCUUGUCAUGCUGGCUGUUAUAAA
Molecule: messenger RNA, 675 nt
Organism: Chrysemys picta bellii (western painted turtle)
Lineage: Eukaryota; Metazoa; Chordata; Testudines; Emydidae
Product: ferritin heavy chain A-like
Biological process (GO): iron ion transport; intracellular iron ion homeostasis
Cellular component (GO): cytoplasm
Molecular function (GO): ferrous iron binding; ferric iron binding
Source: RefSeq, a predicted model, not a curated record